UUUAUCCACAAUAUUGAAGGAAAAUGGCAUUCCUAGGGAACUUACCGAUUUUUGAUCACAAAGUAAGCGAAUGGCUUAUAUUCAAGGGUAAGUUGACGCAAUUUAUAAAGAUCAACAGCGUUAAGGAAGAAAACCAAAGCGGUAUUCUUUUAACUCAUCUUGAUGAAGAAUCAUAUCGCUUGUUGCGUAAUUUAGCGUAUCCCUUGGAAUUGGACACAUUAGGUUUCACAAGAUUAAUUGAGUUACUCGAUAGUCAUUUUAAACCAAGACAAGGCUCAUUUGUUGACAAGGCGAAAUUUUACGGAGCUAGUAGAAGUCCAGGCGAGAAAUUAGGAGACUGGGCGGCGCGACUGAGAGGUCUGGCAAGCUAUUGCGACUUUGGCACCGCUUUGGAAACGAAUCUGAGGGAUCGUUUCGUCCUCGGCUUGGGCGCCGGCCCGGAACGCGAUAAGUUGUUUGAGCAAAAUGCGUCGACGCUGACGUUGACGAGGGCUAUAGAGUUAGCGGAGCAAGCGGCCUGUGCUAAGCAGGCGAAAGUCAUGUGUAAAGAAGAAUCUGCUAUAUUGAAGGAAGAGCCGAUACUGCGAGCAAAAUUUCAAACCGGCCGAGGCGAUCAACAGCGGCCCGGCGCGGCGCGCGGCGACGUAGCGGAUAUAUCAUGUCGUUGCUUGGUUUGCGGAUUAAAAAAUCACACAAGUGAGAAAUGCCGCUACAAGACUUAUAAAUGUCAGAAAUGUGGUGUCAAAGGCCAUCUGAAGAAAGUGUGUACAGCGGCUAAAAAAUCGUCCGACCAUCAGAUUCAUCAUUGCAAUUCGACAAUGGAAUAUCAAGCCCCUGAAAACAUUGCCUUGAAUUGUGAGGAAUGUCAAAAUUUUAAUUUGAGGUAUGUAACCGAUAAGCCAAUUUUGAUUGAUGUUUGUUUAGGUGGUAAAAUUAUUUCCAUGGAAUUAGAUUCAGGCUCUGGUAAUAGCGUAAUUUCCGAGAAAUUGUAUGAAAAAUAUUUUUCAACCUAUAAAUUGCACCAGAGUUAUUUAAGAAUGUGCCUAUAUGAUGGAAGUAAAAUAAUUCCCUUAGGAUAUUUUACUAUUGAAGUGUUCUAUAGUAAUACAAAAAAGCAAUUAAAGAUUUUUGUAGUGAGAAAUGGAGGUCCUCCUCUAUUAGGUAGGGAUUUUAUGUCUGCAUUUAAUUUAGUGAUAACAAGCGGCUUAUACUCUGUUACAAAUAAGAAUGAGUUAGAGCAAUUACUGGCAAAGUUUUCGAACUUGUGGCGUGACGAGCUGGGUGCGUUUAAUAAGUUUAAAGUUAAAUUACAGCUUAAGGAUAACUCCAAUCCUAAAUAUUUUAAACCACGUAGUGUACCCUUUGCUCUCAGAGAAAAAGUAGAACAAGAAAUUGAUAGAUUAGUCAAGUUAGGUAUUCUUGUUCCCGUUAACCAUUCUGACUACGCUACACCUAUUGUUCCCGUUUUAAAAAGCGAUGGUCAAGUCAAGAUUGCUGGUGAUUUUUCAAUUACAUUAAACAAAGAUCUUAUUAUUGAUAAAUAUCCGUUACCUCGUAUAGAGGAAGUGUUCGCGAAAAUUGGAGGUGGUGAACGGUAUAGUAAAAUUGACUUAAAAAAUGCCUACAAUCAAUUUUUAUUAGAGGAAUCGUCUCAGGAUCUCACUACAAUUAAUACGCAUAAAGGGCUUUUUAAAUAUACUCGUUUAGUUUACGGCUUGGCGAACGCGCCGGCAAUUUUUCAGAAGUCAAUGGAGUCGUUGCUUUCAGGCAUUAAAGGGGUAAGUGUCUGGUUGGAUGAUAUUUGUAUAACCGGAUCAGAUUCGGAUAUUCAUUUAAAGAGACUGCACGAAGUUCUGAGUAGGCUGAAUGAUGCUGGAUUAAGACUUCAAAAAGAAAAAUGCGAGUUUUUCAGGGAAAGCGUACAAUACUUAGGUUAUGUUAUUAGCAAGGAAGGACUUCAAACUUGUCCCGAUAAAGUAAAGGCUAUUCUAAACGCGCCAGACCCGACUAACGUCAGUGAGGUAAAGAGGUUCUUAGGUGUAGUUAACUAUUAUAGAAAUUUUAUCCCUAAUGCGUCUUCAUUAUUGAACCCUCUUCACGAGCUAUUGCGAAGUGAUGUUCCGUGGGAGUGGGGAGAGCGACAACGGCGCAGCAUGGCGGCCGUGCGCCGCGAGCUAGCCUCGGAGCGCGUGCUGGCGCACUUCGACCCCGCCGCGCAGCUCGUGCUGAGCGUGGACGCCGGCCCGGCCGGGCUCGGCGCGGUGCUGGCUCAGCGGACUGCUGACGGCGCCGAGCGGCCCCUGGCAUAUGCAUCGCGAUCCCUAGCGGCUAGCGAACGAAAUUACAGCCAAAUUCAAAAAGAGGCGACCGCCAUUAUAUUUGGCGUCAAGCGAUUUCACCAGUAUCUUUAUGGCCGUGAUGAUCCUUUCAUUUUAAAAACGGAUCAUAGGCCGCUAGUAUCGAUAUUUAACAAUAAGUCCGGUAUACCGAUAACUACAGCCUUGCGUUUGCAAAGGUAUGCGAUUAUAUUAUCGGCUUAUAAUUAUACAGUACAAUAUGUAUCUAGCGAAAACAAUGCAGUAGCAGAUUUUUUUUCACGCGCUCCUUUACAGGUAAAGUCAAUCGACGAAAAUGGUAAGGAUGUCGACAGUCUUUAUGCCCUGAAAUUUUUGGACGCGGCGUCACCGGCUACCGCCUUGAAAGAUAUCAUACUAGCGACCCAACAAGAUGAAACCAUAAUGACUGUAGUAAAAUAUUUGCAAUAUGGUUGGCCCAGAAAAAUUAGUUGUACGUCUGUUUUACCGUAUUUCCAAUGUAAAUCGGAUUUGCAGUUUGAAAAUGGUUGUCUUUUGAGAGGACAUAGGAUAGUGAUACCUUCAAAGCUUAGAAAUAAGAUGUUACAGGAAUUGCACGAUUCCCACUUAGGUAUAACCAAGAGUAAAAGUAAUGCUCGUAGUAGAAUGUGGUGGCCGGGCAUCGAUGGUGACAUCGAGCGCUGGGUGGGAGCGUGUGCGGCGUGCGUGUCGGCGCGCGGGGCCCCGCCGCGCGACCCGCCCGCGCCCUGGCCCGCCGCCGCCCGCCCGUGGCAGCGCAUACACAUCGACUAUAUGACUAUAGGGCAAAGGCAUGUAACAAAUAAUAGAGACAGGGAAGUUGGCAGAGAUUGUGAGGAGGAGGAAAGUGAGAGAAUCAUUGAAAUUCAAAAUGACUCCUCAGCCGAGCAUAGUUCUGAGCAAGUGCAGGGCGUCAGUAGCGAUGCAGCGGUGGUAGAUCCGCCGGAAACUCUCACUCGCCCUAGACGAAAUGUUCCACGGGUUCUUAAAAUAAGUGUGGAGGAAUGA
Molecule: messenger RNA, 3341 nt
Organism: Amyelois transitella
Lineage: Eukaryota; Metazoa; Arthropoda; Insecta; Lepidoptera; Pyralidae
Exons: 3
Coding region: 24-3341 (1105 amino acids)
Molecular function (GO): nucleic acid binding; zinc ion binding
Source: RefSeq, a predicted model, not a curated record